Ruditapes philippinarum (Manila clam) is the source of this 1425-nucleotide messenger RNA. Its product is annotated as polypeptide N-acetylgalactosaminyltransferase 5-like. The coding region runs from base 1 to 1353 and encodes 450 amino acids. The transcript has 10 exons. The record is from RefSeq and is a predicted model, not a curated record. Lineage: Eukaryota; Metazoa; Mollusca; Bivalvia; Venerida; Veneridae. Gene Ontology annotation, cellular component: Golgi apparatus.
AUGACUUGUUACAGAUGCAAGGACCUGAGGUAUCCGGAAGUUAUACCGGAAAUAGGCGUUGUGAUACCCUUCAAGGACGAACAUUUGAGCGUUCUGCUACGUACCGUAUACAGUAUUCUUUACAACACACCGACACAUAUAGUCAAAGAAAUUGUCCUAGUGGACGAUGGGUCGGAAAACAGCGAGCUUAAAUCUACUCUUGACAUAUACCUGGAAAAUAUGGAAAAGAUACGAGUCAUCAGGCUGCGGAAAUCUGUUGGUUUGAUGAUGGCGCGUCAGGCAGGGAUAAACAGUAUUGGCGCCGAAUAUUUCGUGUGUUUAGACUGUCAUAUGGAAGUUUUACCGGGGUGGAUAGAACCGUUGCUAAGUCGUCUGCUUGAGGAGCCGAAAGCCCUCCUGUGUUCCAAUGUCGGAUCCAUUGAUCGUCGUACAUUCAAACUACAUCAUGCUGAACUUCGACAAAUACGAUACUUUUUCCCGUUCCUUAUAUUUAACCUGGAUGCCGCCGCCGGAAAAUAUAAACAAUCUUUCGUCGAAUCUAGAACCAAUGAUACAGAGCCAUUCCCGUUUGGGAUCAUUCAAGGUAUGAUGGUUGUGAUGAGGAAGUCUUGGUUCAUGCAGCUGGGCGGGUUCGAUCCUGGGAUGAAGAUAUGGGGUAGUGAGCAGAUAGAACUGUCCAUUAAGGUAUGGACGUGUGGUGGGCGUGUCGAGAUGAUCCCAUGCUCCUUUGUUGCACACAUGUAUCGACGCAAUGUUUGGAGAAUGAGAAACGAAGGCGUGGUUAAUAUUUUGAGGGUGGCGGACGUAUGGCUAGACGACCAUAAAAACAAGAUUCAAGAAUAUUAUUUCAACAGAAGAAAACAGUUUGACAUUGGUGACGUAUCAGAUCGGAUUAGAAUUCGGAAAGAAAAUAAAUGCAAACCGUUUGAAUUUUAUCUGGAGAAGAUUCGAGAGUUUGCCGAUUUCGAGUUUACCGAAAUUCGACAGAACGGAGCUAUCAAGAAUCUUGGAACAGAAAUGUGCCUAGAUCCUCUACCUUCUAGAAAAGGUCCAAUACAAUACUGGUGUCAUGGUGAUGAAAUUCAGUACAGUGAAUUAACAGAAUUAGGCAAGUUACGAUUCCAGCAACACUGCAUGUUACCACUGGGACCAAACUCCACUACACUGAGAUUUUGUACCACUGACAUUCAUAAUGAAACCGAGGCUAAAUGGGACUACACCGAGGCGGGGCAAUUAAAGCACGUGGCAAGUGGGCGAUGUUUAACGGCAGCAGACGACAAGAAAACAAUUCAGCUUUCACCAUGUGUAAAUGGUAACCGGAAACAAGAGUGGUCCUGGUAUGUGAUGAAAUGAGAUUGGUUUUUUUUUGUUACCAGAAGAACUAAAUCCAUCUUCUAUAGGAGUAUAUUUUGGACUGCGAACAGA